AUGGCGCUCUCUCACAGGUGGCAUCUUCGUCAGCUUGAUAUUCAGAAUGCGUUUCUCAACGGUUAUCUGGAUGAGGAGAUCGCUCUAUGGACUGAAGCAGGCUCCUCGUGCUUGGCAUGCUCGCCUCAGUUAAGUUCUUGUUCUGCAGCCACUGCUAUUCCCAGACUGAUUAAUCAGCUCAGCUCUGAGUUCUCUGUGAAGCAUCUGGGUGUUCUGCAUUAUUUUCUGGGUAUUGAGGUCUCCUCUCCUUCAUCAGGAAGUCUACUUCUUCGACAGCGAAAGUAUGCUUUGGAUCUUCUUGCUCGUGUUGGUAUGUUGAAGUGCACGCCUGUUACCACACCCAUGGCAUCUUCUGAGCGGCUCUGUAGUGUUGAUGGUGAUCCUCUCUCUUCUGAAGAUGCUACUCACUAUCGGAGUAUUGUUGGUGGUCUUCAGUACCUCACUGUUACUCGUCCUGAUUUAUCCUUUGUGGUGAACAAGGUCUGUCAAUAUCUUCAUGAGCCCCGUACACCUCAUUUGUCUGCUGUGAAGCGCAUCUUACGCUAUGUUCGCCAAAUAGUGGAUAUUGGGUUACAGUUUCAGUCUUCCUCCUCUACACUGCUCUCUGCUUUUUCUGAUGCAGACUGGGCUGGAAAUAUUGAUGAUAGGCGAUCCACGGGGGGUUAUGCUAUCUUUGAUGGAGGAAAUUUGAUCGCCUGGAGUUCUCGUAAGCAGUCUACAGUUUCUCGGUCGAGUACUGAGUCUGAGUAUAAGGCUCUUGGUAAUGCUACAGCUGAGCUUAUUUGGGUACAAUCAUUACUGAAGGAGCUUGGUGUUUCCCAAGUUCGGCCUCCGGUAGUGUGA
This is a messenger RNA of Lolium perenne, 843 nucleotides long. RefSeq lists its product as uncharacterized. Lineage: Eukaryota; Viridiplantae; Streptophyta; Magnoliopsida; Poales; Poaceae. The record is from RefSeq and is a predicted model, not a curated record.